UUCCCACACACCAGACAGGCAUUCAUCGUGACUGACAGUGAUGUAUUGGCUUAUGUGGAAAACAUUGAGAUUAAUCCAUAUUAAUACGCAGGCUUAAGGACCAAUCACUGUCACUGGACCCAGAGGAGCACAGGAAGGAGACAACAGAGGAGAGAAAGAUCUGGAUAAAGAAGUGGUGAAGGAAUGACCCGAGUCUGUGAGACAGAAAAACAGAAACAAAGAGUUUUGGAAGACAAAUAAACGAAAGUCCACAGCUGCUGACCUUUGGUGACCUUUGACAGCCUGAUCAUGAUACCUACCCACCCUUUGACCUUCCUGACCCUGGGCGUGGUCCUAACUCAGAGUGGAUGUAUGCUCCCUGAGAGUCACCACUGGGAGGACUCAAAUGGCUCCCAGCUGCAUCCCACCAUCCAGAAACUAAUGAAGGGAUAUAACCGCUACAUGAGGCCCAACUUCAAUGGUGGCCCUGUUGAGAUUGGGAUGAGUCUGGAUAUCGCCAGCAUUGAUGCCAUCUCAGAAAUCAAUAUGGACUACACAGCCACUAUCUUCUUGCGUCAGCGUUGGAGGGACUCACGGCUGGUGUUCCCAGGGAAUGAGAGUGUGAGUGUGGAUGGACGACUAGUCUCCCUCCUCUGGAUCCCAGACACCUUCAUUCCAGACUCCAAACGCUCCUUCCUGCAUGACGUCACUGUGGAGAACCGUCUCAUACGGAUCUUCAGCAACGGGACCGUUCUCUAUGCUCUACGAAUAACAGCGACCAUCGCCUGUAACAUGGACCUGACCAAGUACCCAAUGGACAGACAGGUGUGCACCCUACAGCUGGAGAGCUGGGGCUAUAACCUACAGGAUGUAAUCUUCCACUGGACUAGAGGGAAUGACUCAGUGAAGGGUCUGGACACACUGCGCCUUGCCCAGUACAGUGUUGAGAGUUACUACACAUCUGUUUCUGAGGCUGUCUAUGAGACAGGGCUGUACCCGAAGCUGGUGCUCCACUUUGCUCUGCGCAGGAACGUGUUGUUCUUCAUCCUGGAGACAUACGCCCCUUCUACUCUGUUGGUGGUGCUCUCCUGGGUCUCCUUCUGGAUCAGCCAAUCAUCUGUCCCCGCACGCACCUGCAUCGGUGUGACCACAGUGCUGACGAUGACUACUCUCAUGAUGGGUGCCCGUACCUCUCUCCCCAACGCCAACUGUUUCAUCAAGGCCAUAGACGUGUACCUGGGCAUCUGUUUCACCUUCAUCUUUGGGGCGCUGCUGGAGUACGCCUGCGCCCACUUCUGUACCGUGCAGCACCAAACCGUAGGAGACAUACAUAGGGAGCUCCUUCAGGAGUUUGAUGAUUCCAACAGAAACGGUACCAUGCCCGUGGUCAGCUCCAGCCAACCAAAUCAGGUCCUUGAGCUAGGCUCCACCCAAAAGGAUCUUGUUGACCAAUCGGAGACGAGUGUCAGCGAGGCCGAGGCUACAGAGAAGAAGCCGGGGAAGGGGUGUGGCCUGACGUCGUUUAGGAACGCGUCGCGGCGUGCGGUGUCUGUGUUUAGUGUAGAGAACCCUCACAACAUCGACCGCCACGCUCGCACCGUGUUCCCCCUCACCUUCCUGGCGGUUAAUGUCUUCUACUGGCUCUACUAUCUUUUCAUCUGAUCUGAGUAGCACACAUCCUAUCAUCUGAUCUGAUCAGAGUAGCACACAUCUCUUGAUCUGAUCUGAGUAGCACACAUCUCUUGAUCUGAUUUGAGUAGCACACAUCUCUUGAUCUGAUUUGAGUAGCACACAUCUCUUGAUCCGAUCUGAGUAGCACACAUUUCUUGAUCUGAUCUGAGUAGCACACAUCCCAUCACCUGAUCUGAGUAGCACACAUCUCUUGAUCUGAUCUGAGUAGCACACAUCUCUUGAUCUGAUCUGAGUAGCACACAUCUCUUGAUCUGAUCUGAAAAGUCUCUUCUCAUCAUCUGAUCUGAUCCGAAUGGCUCCCUAUUUUCUAUGAGGUACACUACUUUUGACCAAAGCACAGUAGUGCGCUAUAUAGGGACUGUGUCCAAAAAUGGCCUCCUUUUCCCUAUGUAGUGCACUACUUUGACCAACACCUAUAGAGAAGGACCCUGGUCAAAAAUGGUGCACUACACUCUUAGAAAAAAAGGUUCUAGCUAGAACCUUAAAGGGUUCUUCAGUUGUCUACAUAGGAGGACCCAUUGAAUAACCCUUAUUGGUUUAAGGUAGAACCUUUUUGGUUCCUGGUAAAAACCCUUUUGGGUUCCAUGUACAGUUCAUUCAGAAAGUGUUCAGAUCCCUUGACAUAUCCCACAUUUUGUUACAUUACAGUCUUGUUUUAAAAUGGAUGAAAUAGUGAAUUAUUCUUCUCAUCAAUCUACACACAAUAUCCCAUAAUGACAAAGCAAAAACAGAUUUUUCGGAAUAUUAGCAAAUGUAUAAAAAAUAAAAACUGAAAUAUCAAAUGUACAUGAGUAUUCAGACUCUUUACUCAGUACGUUGUUGAAACACCUUUGGCAAAGAUUACAGCCUCGAGUCAUCUUAGGUAUGACGCUACAAGCUUGGCACACAUGUAUUUGGGGAGUUUCUCCCAUCCUUCUCUGCAGAUCCUCUCAAUUGAAUUUUCCACAGGUGGACUCCAUUCAAGUUGUAGAAACAUCUCAAGGAGGAUCAAUGGAAACAAGAUGCACAUGAGCUCAAUUUCGAGUCUCAUAGCAAAGGGUCUGAAUACUUAUUUAAAUAAGAUAUUUAUGAUAUUUUAAACCAAAAAGGGUUCUAUCUGGAACCGAAAUGGGGUUUCCUAUGGAGACAGUCAAAUAACUCUUUUGGAACCCUUUUUUCUAAGUGUGUAUAUAGGGAUGAGGUGCCACUGGACUGCCCUACACUGGACUGCCCCACACUGGACUGCCCCACACUGGACUGCCCCACACUGGACUGCCCCACACUGGUCUGCCCUACACUGGACUGCCCCACACUGGACUGCCCCACAC
Messenger RNA from Salvelinus fontinalis (brook trout), 2978 nucleotides. RefSeq names its product gamma-aminobutyric acid type A receptor subunit pi (gene gabrp). The transcript is spliced from 10 exons. Gene Ontology annotation, molecular function: GABA-A receptor activity; neurotransmitter receptor activity; extracellular ligand-gated monoatomic ion channel activity. The record is from RefSeq and is a predicted model, not a curated record. The coding region runs from base 289 to 1641 and encodes 450 amino acids. Lineage: Eukaryota; Metazoa; Chordata; Actinopteri; Salmoniformes; Salmonidae. Gene Ontology annotation, cellular component: synapse; neuron projection; GABA-A receptor complex. Gene Ontology annotation, biological process: regulation of membrane potential; monoatomic ion transmembrane transport; chemical synaptic transmission.